Molecule: messenger RNA, 9621 nt
Organism: Scleropages formosus (Asian bonytongue)
Lineage: Eukaryota; Metazoa; Chordata; Actinopteri; Osteoglossiformes; Osteoglossidae
Product: laminin subunit alpha-1-like
Exons: 62
Coding region: 34-9291 (3085 amino acids)
Biological process (GO): animal organ morphogenesis; camera-type eye development; axon guidance
Cellular component (GO): basement membrane
Molecular function (GO): signaling receptor binding; extracellular matrix structural constituent
Source: RefSeq, a predicted model, not a curated record
GGUCAGCACAGUACAGUACAGCCCAGCGCUCCAAUGGGGCUCUGCUGCACCGCCCUGCUGCUCUUGCUCUCCAGCAUCGUCGCGCACGGCGCGCACACAGGACUGUUCCCAUCCAUCCUCAACCUUGCCAGCAAUGCCGAGAUCUCCACAAAUGCCACGUGCGGGGAACCCGAGGCUGAGACUUACUGCAAGCUUGUGGAGCACGUCCCAGGCAGCCGGAGAAAGCACCCGCAGUGUCGAACCUGCGACAGUGAGAGCGCAGACCCAAGAGAGCGACAUCCCAUAACGAACGCCAUUGACGGGACUAACGCUUGGUGGCAAAGUCCCAGUAUCAAGAAUGGCCACCAGUUUCACUGGGUAACAAUCACUUUGGAUUUAAAACAGGUCUUCCAGGUGGCCUACGUCAUCGUGAAGGCGGCGAACUCCCCCCGACCGGGAAACUGGAUCCUGGAGCGCUCUGUGGACGGGCUCCACUUCCAGGCCUGGCAGUACUAUGCCGUCAGUGAUGCCGAAUGCCUGACCCGGUACAACAUCACGCCCCGCACCGGGCUGCCCACCUACAGGAUGGACAGCGAGGUCAUCUGCACCUCCUUCUACUCACGGCUCCUUCCCCUGGAGCACGGAGAAAUCCACACGUCCUUGAUCAAUGGGAGGCCGAGUGCCGACGACCCCGCACCGGAGCUACAGGAGUUCACGUCCGCCCGCUACAUCCGCCUGCGCCUGCAACGCAUCCGUACCCUCAACGCCGACCUCAUGGCUCUUAGCUACCAAGACCCCCGCGUGGUGGACCCCAUUGUCACGCAGCGAUACUACUACUCCAUCAAAGACAUCUCUGUGGGUGGCAUGUGCAUCUGCUAUGGGCAUGCGAAGAGCUGUCCCUGGGACCCAGUCACCAAGAAGCUCCGGUGCAUCUGUGAGCACAACACGUGUGGGGAGAACUGCCGAGAGUGUUGCCCCGGAUACCACCAGGAACCAUGGCAACCGGGAACGCGGUCAGAUGGCAACACUUGUGAAAAAUGCAACUGCCACAACAAAACAGAGGAAUGCUACUACAACGUGACGGUGGCUGCCGCCAAAAUGAGCGUGAACACACACGGGCACUUUGUUGGUGGCGGCGUGUGCCUCAACUGCGGCCAGAACACGGCCGGCGUGAACUGCGAGAGCUGCGCGGACGGCUUCUUCCGGCCCAGCGAGGUGUCCCCGUAUGAGGAGGAGCCCUGUGUCCAGUGUGCGUGUGAUUCCCGCGGAUCGCUGAGCCAGACGUGCGUCCGAGACGACGGCGAUGCAGAUCCCGGCAAAGGCCUGCUCCCCGGCCACUGCCUCUGCAGGGUGGGCUUCGAAGGACCCCUGUGCGACCGCUGCGCCCCUGGAUUCCACGGCUUCCCGACCUGCGCCCCCUGCAACUGCAACUUGGACGGGAGCCUGGGCCGCGACCCGUGCGGCGACUGCGUCUGCAAGGCCAACGUCAUGGGGCCCGACUGCGACCGCUGCAAACCCGGCUUCUACAACCUGCAGGGGAGCAACCCGGAGGGAUGCACUGAGUGCUUCUGUUUCGGACUAUCCAACGUGUGCGAUAGCGCCCCCUGGUCCUGGGCCAAGGUGGUGCACAAGGACGCCCGGCUGCUCCCUCUCCACGGUGCCUCUCUCGCCGACACGGGGAACGGAAGUGCAUCCGGCAGCGCCGCGCCGCUCCCGCUCUCCUGGGCCGCUCCUCAGCCGUUCCUUGGCAACAAGCUCACGUCAUACGGCGGCUUCCUGAACUACUCUGUAUCCUGGGGCUUUUUGGCGGAGAGGGACGACGGCGGGGAGAGUUUCCCCUCUCUCUUCUACAUUGUUAUUGAGGGCAACGGGAGGAGCCUUCGGCAGGCUAUUCCAGACGAGCUGGCGGGCGCCCCCCAGCAGGAGCAGCUCGUCGCCAUGGAGAUCGUCCCGUGGAACUUGGUGGAUGACGUCAGCAGCCGAACGGUGCAGCAGGAUGAGCUCAUGAGCGUUCUGGCCAACGUGAGCGGCCUGUGGAUCAGGGCCUACGCCAAGGCCAGCGCAGGAGCGCCACUCCGCCUCAGCUCGGUUGCUUUGGAAACGGCAGAUGCUGCCGUCAACAACCGGACGGCGGCUCGGAGCGUGGAGCUCUGCGAGUGUCCCUGGGGCUACGCCGGGACGUCCUGCGAGCAAUGUCUCCCUGGAUUUUACCGCAUUGAUGGAGUCCUGUUUGGAGGGAACUGCCUCCAGUGCGAAUGCCACGGACACGCCUCGCGGUGUGACGCCGACGGCCGCUGUGCGGGCUGUGAACACAACACCGGAGGCCCUCACUGUGACCAGUGUCUACCAGGUUUCUAUGGCAACGCACUGGCGGGGACCCCCGAGGACUGCAAGAGAUGCGGCUGCCCCCUGACAGCGGAGGAGAACAACUUCAGUCCAACCUGCCAUCUGGAUGGCGAAGAAGUGGUGUGUGACCAGUGCCAGCAGGGCUACGGCGGUCCCCGGUGUGAAAGGUGUGCCGACGGCUACUACGGAGAGCCCGGUGUCCCGGGACGAGGCUGCGCCCCCUGUGACUGUAACGGCAACGUGGACCCUGCCGAGACCGGCAACUGCGACCCGCACAGCGGCGAGUGUCUCAAGUGCGUGGGCCACACGGCGGGGGGGCACUGCGAGAGGUGCCGGAACGGCUUCUUUGGCGACGCCAUCGCUGCCAAGAACUGCACACCUUGCGGCUGCCACGAACUCGGCUCCGCGUCGUCCGACUGCGACGAGAACACGGGACGCUGCGCCUGCAGGCCCGACGUGGCGGGAGAGAAGUGCGACGCGUGUGACGUGGGACAUUACGGCCUCCCGAGCGGAAAGGGCUGCGUCCCGUGCAACUGCAGCCGCGCGGGGGCGCUGUCCCGGGAAUGCAGCGAGGAGGGGGCCUGCGAGUGUGCCCGUGGUGUGGCAGGGGACAAAUGUGACCGCUGUGCCCGCGGACAUUACGGCACCGUGACCGCCAACUGCACAGAAUGCGACUGCGAACACACCCACGGCAACUGCCACCCGACCACCGGCGAGUGCGCGUGUCCCCCGCACACACGGGGGGAGAAGUGUGAGGCGUGCGAGGACGGCCACUGGGGUCACGACCUGGAGACGGGGUGUAAGCCGUGUGACUGCAGCACCGUGGGGUCCCUGGACUCCCGGUGCCACCCGACCGGCGGACAGUGUCAGUGCGGUCCCCGGUUCUCCGGCCUGAGGUGCGAGCGAUGCGCUCUGGGCUUCAGCGUCUUCCCAGAAUGCACUGCGUGCAUCUGCAGCAUCCAGGGCACUCGGGAAGAGUUCUGCGAUGAGGGGCGGACCUUGUGCGGCUGUGACCAAUCGGGUGUUUGCGUCUGCAAGGAGAACGUGGGCGGUCCGCAGUGUGAGCGGUGCGAGCGAGGGACUUUCGGCCUGGCCGCCGACCAUAGUGACGGCUGCGGGCCCUGCUUCUGCUCGGGGGUCUCCUCCGAGUGCCAGGAGCUCGAGGGGCUGCUCCGGGUUCCGGUCACCUUGGACACAGAGACAGAGCACCCGAGGCUGGUCCUUGUGGAGGAUGUUUGGGUGGGCGACGAUACCGUGCCGAGCAUCAUCCCGAACCGGGACUCCCCGCCCUCAGGUGACCUCUACUGGGCGGCGCCCCCCGCGGUCCAGAGGAACAAGCUGCUGUCCUACGGCGGAAAGCUGCGCUACACGAGUUCCGCCGCCGCCCCCCGGGGUUUAGGGGCCGGAAUUGCUGAACCCCCACUGAUACUAAUACAGGGUGGUCAGCUGUCCAAGGAGCUCCUCUACCUGGACGCAGCGGCUCCCGAAGACGGGCGGGAGGUGAUGGCCGAGGUCCUCAUGACCGAGCACAAAUGGAAGCAUUUUGCUUCUCGGCAAGAGGUGAAUCGUGCCGAAUUCAUGUCUGUCCUGAGCAACGUGGAGCUCGUUCUCAUCAAGGCCUCUGGCGGACGCACGAUCUCCAACGUCUCUUUGGAGACGGCGGUGGAGGAAGCCGAUGCCGCGGCGGGUGGCGAACGGGCACGCUUCAUCGAAAAAUGCCUCUGUCCCCCGGGGUAUGAGGGCCUGUCCUGCCAGAACUGCGCCGCCGGACAUCGCAGAGAGGUGGCGCCACCGCAGCCCACGGGAGCCGAACGUUCACGCGUUCACACCUGUGUUCCGUGUCAGUGCAACAACCACAGCACCUCCUGCGAUGUGGACACCGGCAGCUGUCAGGACUGCCAGCACAACACCACGGGGGCUCACUGUCACGUCUGCGCCCCAGGGUACUAUGGGAAAGUGGAGGGAUCCAUCCAUGACUGCUCUUUGUGUGCCUGUCCUCCUGGGAACACGCAGAGCUUUAGCGCCACCUGUGUCCUCGGAGGCGCCGCUGGUUUCUACUGCGACGCGUGUGAGCUGGGCUACGAGGGGCCGCACUGCGACAGGUGCUCAGCCGGACACUACGGGGACCCCUUGCGGGUGGACGGGCGCUGCAGGCCGUGCCAGUGCAGCGAGGAGGGGUCCUCGAGCCCGAACUGUCACGCUCUGACCGGACAAUGCGAGUGCAGGGCCGGCGUGGGGGGGCGCCGCUGUACCGAGUGCCAGGAGGGCCACGCGCUGCAGGACGGGCGUUGCAUCCCCUGCGACGACGGGUGCGUGACCCUGCUGCUGGACACCUCGGCCCAUUUAGAGCUGAGCGUCCAGCAGCCUGUGAACCUGAGCGCAUCGGUCCUCGUGCCGCACGGUUACCUGCGUUCAGCGCUCGACGACAUAGCAAAGUUUAGGACUCUCUUGUCGCCGGAGAACCAACCGGACAGCUUGUUGCAGGUUGCCGAGGAACAUCUGGCACGCCUGUCUGAAGACAUUCCCGAGCUGCAGGGGAAGGCACUCAGGGUCUUUGGAGCCGCUGAAGAACUCGCUCAGUCCGCUGAACAGAGACUCGGUCACAGCAAAGAGCUUCUGGACUUCAUCUCCAGCCUGCAUUCCGCUGCCUCUGCUUUGCAGGAAGCAGCCGGCAUGUUAAACGCAACCCAGGAUGAGACGAUGGACGUGUCCAACAGCAUCCGAUUGAUGGAGCAGAUGCUGCAGGCCAUGAGGGAUGUGGACCUCGCCCACAAGAACGUUCUAGUUUCUGAUGAGCUCAGCGCUGCCACGGCGCUCCUCCUGCGGGUCCAGACGGACUUCCUCAAGCCCCCGCGGAGCACAGACGCCCUGAAAGACGCCCGAGGACUCGUGUCCGCACUGGAGCUCCAGCUGCAGGAUGCGAAGGAGCAGCUGCUGGCCGCUCAAGCGCAGAACAACCACACCUUCCAGCUGGUGGACAGAAUCUCCUCCCAACUGGACCAUCUCAGCGAGCUGAGAGAGCAGAGAGUUCACGCUCCGAACAGACAGAUGGCAUCAUGCACAGAGGAAGCACAAGACAUCUUGGCCCUCGUUCCCAUCGUGCUGGAGAAUACGAACAGCAGCUUUUCUCUAUUGGAAGCGGCCCAAGAGGAGCUGGACUCCACGAGCACCCUGCUGAGAGACGGAGUGUCCACGCUGACCGAGAAGAUGGAGAAAAUUCCGGAAGCGGUGCAAAGAGCAGAGGAUCAUGCUCAGGAGCUGGACACGCGGGCCCUGGGGCUGCACACGGCUCUGCUGGGCGCGAAGAACAUUUCGGCGAGAGCCACCGGCGCCAUCGGCGUCAACGCCAACAUCAGGGCAGCCGUUGAGGAAGCAGAGCUCCUGGGGGGGUCAGCCCACACCACAGCCUCCACCAUCCUUACCACGACUCCGCUCUUAGCGGCAUCUGCCAGAGACAGGAGGGUCCAGGGUGUCCAGCAAAGUCACGAGAUCCUGGCAGAAAGUGCAGCAGCGAGUGCAGAAAGUGAUGGCCUCUCGGUGAACGUCACGGACCUGGGUGCGAGAGUGAGCUCGGUGCGGCGCGGUGUUCGGGACGUCACCAGCAGGCUACCCGGACCCUCAGCUGUGAGCGCACUUGAAGGGAGCGGCUCAAGGAUCUCCCAGGUAAAGGAGCAGGUUGCUACGGCAACAGGAUCCCUACAGGCCACCCUGACGCUUCUGGAGGACCUCGGCCACAGGCUGAACCGCUCCUCUUCCGCCCUGGACCGGGCUGCUGGGGACGUGGCGGCUGCCAAAGAGCAGCUCAGGGCCUCCGAGGAGACAGUCCACGAGGUGGAGACAGCGCUCAGGGACGUGGAGGCGAAUGCGGAGCGUCUGCUGGGCCGCCUGGGACCCCUGAGAGCGCUCGGGGAGCACCUGAGCCACAACCUGUCCCACAUCCAGCUCCUGAUCCAACAGACUCGCCUGCAGGCAGCAUCGGUCAAGGUAGCGGUGUCUGCGCAGCGGGACUGUGUGCGCUCCUACAGGCCGCCCGCGUCCUCCGGCAACUCCAACAGCGUGACGGUGACGGUGAGGAGCGACGAGCCCACCAACCUGCUCUUCUACCUGGGCAGCAACUCCAGUAAGGACUUCAUGGCGCUUGAGAUGCAUGAUGGGAAGGUGUCCUUCCUGUGGGAUGUGGGCUCUGGACACGCGAGGCUGGAGUACCCCGACACCCGCAUCGACAACAAUAAGUGGCACCGCAUAGAGGCCAGAAGGUUUGGGAGGAGGGGCUCCCUGAUGGUGCAGGAGCUCCAUUCGGACCCUCGGCCCCCGGCGAAGGCUUUGUCUCCAGGCUCGUCCUCAGUGCUGGAGGUUCAAGACUCCACACUGGUGUUUGUGGGAGGCAUCAGCGACCACAUCGUGAAAUCGGAGGCAGUGCAGGCGACCCGGUUCAGCGGAUGUGUGGCUCAGGCGUCUCUGAACGGAAAGGCCAUCGGUCUGUGGAACUACGCCGAGAGAUGGGGGACGUGUCGAGGCUGUCCUUUCAGCCCCCAGGUGGACGAGGCCUCGUUCCAGUUCGAUGGCACCGCCUUCUCCGUGGUGGAAACGGCCGUGUCUCCGUCGGCCACUCACAUAAUCAUGCAGUUCAGGACGGCGUCCCCCGGCGGCCUGCUGCUGUACCUGACGUCCAACACCACGAAGGACUUUUUGUCCAUCGAGCUCAUGGAGGGAAGGGUGCGGCUCACCUUUGAGCUGGGAUCCGGCGUGUUCACACUAACCACGAGCAAAGCCUACAACACAGGCAGCUGGUACACACUUGUGGUGCAGAGGAAAAAACGGAAAGCCGAGCUCACCGUGACGUCCGCCGCCGACCCCUCGGACCCGGAGCACCUGGAGGGCGAGUCUCCCGGUGGCGCCUCCGACCUGAACCGCGCCAACCGAGACCCCAUCUACAUCGGGGGGCUUCCGCAGGCCGCACGAGUCGCGAGGCCUCAUGCUUCGGGCUUUUACGUUGGAUGCCUGAGAAACGUGGAAGUUUCUCGCUCACGUCUCAACCUGCUGCAGAAGGCGCACGGUGUCAGCGAAGGCUGUGAUUUAGCGCCCGUACACAGUGUCACAGUGCUGAGCGGGGGGUUCCUCCAGCUGCCCCCCCUGCUGCUGGACCAGCAGGCUGAGGUCAUGGCCACCUUCUCGACGCACUGGGGCGACGGGCUCAUCCUGCUCGGGUUCGAGGAAGCGGGAGGCCGACAGCGCAGACAGGUUCUGCCGCCGUUCUUCGCCGUCCUGCUGCUCUCCGGUCGUCUCGAGGUCCACCUGGGCGCCGGGGAGGCUGGGAACACACACAGCGCCGUGCUGCGUGCCAGAGGCGGCACCUUGAGCGAUGGACGGGAGCACUCGCUCCUCUUGAACUGGAGCAACAGGACCCUGACGGUGGUGCUGGAUGACGACCCUGGACCUGCGCUCCUGUCCCCUGGAAGAGACUUUCCGAGUCUCUCCGCAGUCUUCGUGGGGGGCGUCCCUUCGGAAAGCUUCGCUGCGCAUUUGAAGACCGGCAGCUCCUUCCGCGGCUGCAUCGGCAAUGUGGUCGUCAACGGCGAACUGCUGGACUUCACUGUGCUGAAGCGUCACAAUGUGGACACGGGCAGCUGUCAGCUGGACCCGGCACCUGUGUACAGCGUCUCGCCUGACUACGGGGUUCCCAGAUCAACCGUUGAACCAACCGCUGGACCAACUUCUGGACCAACUGCUGGACCAACUGCUGGACCAACUGCUGGAGCAACCGCUGGACUAACCGCUGGAGCAACCGCUGGAUCGACUGUGCUGCUUCCUGCUCCAUCUCCGACCCCUGCUGGCCAUCAGUGUGGAGCUGAAGAGCACAACGGGAGCAUCUCGGGGGCCCUGCACUUCGGCCUCCACAUGCACAGUCACGUUGCGCUGAACAUCACGCAGCAUUCCGUCCGGAACAGCUUCUCUCUGCUACUCUUCGUUCGGACCUUCGCCCCCAGCGGUCUUCUUUUUUACCUGGGAGCCCCCAUCCAGGGAGACUACGCCACCCUGCAGCUGCACGGGGGGCAGCUCUUCUUCACCUGCGACCUGGGAAGGAACGCAGCCACGGCCACGGUGCGGCGGCCCAUCGACGAUGGCCAGUGGCACAGCGUAAAAGCAGACUUCGGGAAGAAACUCGUGACGCUCACAGUGGACGACUUGAGCUCAGGUCCGGUUCUGGCGAAGGGCAAAACCAGCACCUUGGACGUGGAGGGCAAGGUCUACCUGGGGGGUCUGCCCCCGGACUAUAAGGCCAGGAAUGUCGGCAAUGUGACCCACAGCAUCGCCGGCUGCCUCAGGGAUGCGGUGCUGAACGACGAGCCGCUGGACAUGGACAGGCCCGUCUCCUCGCUCGCCACCGCAGGCUGCUUCGCUGCCGUCCAGCAGGGCAGCUUCUUGGACGGCACCGGGUUCGGCGCCUUCGCCAAAGAGGGUUACAAGGUGGGCUUGGACAUCACUGUGGCCCUGGAGUUCCGCACCACGGCCCCCGUUGGGAUCAUCCUUUCGGUCAGCGGCGACAAGUCGGACGCCAUCGGUCUGGAGCUGGUCAAUGGGCAGGUCGUGUUCCACGUGGACAAUGGAGCAGGGCGCUUUUCAGCCUAUGACCCCGGGGCCCCGGGAAACGUGUGCGACGGCCACUGGCACACCGUGUCAGCCGUGAAGAAUAGGCGAGGCCUCAGCCUGGCGGUAGAUGGGAAGAUGGUCCGCAGGGCGAACCCACACCCUCGCGCCUCCUCCGCAGACACCAAGAGCCCCAUCUAUGUGGGAGGCCUCCCCAGUGGGCUGAAGACGAGCUGCCUGACUGUCGAGACACCGUUCCGCGGCUGCAUGAGGAACCUGCGCCUCACCAGGGGGCCGCAGAUCCGCAACCUCGACUUCAGCAAAGCCUUCCAACUCCACGGUGUCAUCCCACACUCCUGCCCCGCACCGGUGGAGUGAUCCCCUCCCGGGCAACCCCCUACACUGCGGGCCAGAACUUUCUAGAAACCGUCCUUAGAAAGCAAAAUUACCAGGUCCCGUUUCUCUUUUCCAUAUUAUUAACAAACUCAUUCAAACUCAGAAGGUUAUCAAAAUGAAAUAUCACUUGCAUUUUGUUUCUAUGACAGUAUGAAUCUGAAAAAGAAUAACUGUGUGGAGGAGUAAGAGAAUUUAUGUAAGAUGACUGUCCGAUCAACAGGAACCAGAAUCUGUUCAUAUCUAUGUUUUACGCUAACAAAGCAUAUAAUUACUGGUCGUAACUUUACACUCCAUUGUAGAAUGGAAUUUAUG